AUGUCCAGAAAUAGCGAUGGCGCCACCACAACCACCAUCUCUUUGCUCCAAGACACGGAGGCAGCAGAGAAGAACAGCUGCGGAGAUAGGCCGAAAGAGCCAUGGAAAGGCGAACUUGUGAAGAGCAUAGUGUACUCCGGACUCGAUGCUAUCGUCACUUCGUUUUCUCUCAUUUCUUCCAUCUCCGCCGGCCGUUUAUCUUCCGUUGAUGUGUUGGUUUUGGGGUUUGCUAACUUGGUGGCCGAUGGGAUAUCAAUGGGGAUGGGAGACUAUGUUUCGAGUAACACAGAGCAUGACGUGGCGGCGAAGGAGAAACUCGUGACGGAAUGGGACGUCACUAACCGUCGCCGCCUUCAAGAACAAUCGUUACUUGAUCGGUAUCGAGCUCUAGGGAUGAACCAUGAAGAUGCAGCAAUGGUAAUUAACACAUUUUACUGUAAAAAUGAGUCAACCGCAUCAUCGUUUACAAUUACUUACAAGUUACAGCUUACAACCACCAUUUUCGCCCAGGUUGUGGAAAUCUUUGCAAAGUAUAGCGACAUAAUGGUGGAGGAAAAGAUGGUCCAGAACGGAAUAUUAUCACCGGAGGAAGGGGAGAAGCCAUGGAAGACAGGCUUAGUAACUUUCGGAGCUUUUCUAUUGUUUGGUAGUGCUCCGAUCAUUGCAUUCAUCGUUCUCAUCCCAUUUACCCAAAACGACACCCUCAAGUUCAUCGGUGCAUGUGUUCUCUCCGCCCUUGCACUCGCGGCUCUCGGAAUCGCGAAGGCGAAGAUCGCCGGUCAGAAUUACGCGUUGUCGGUGGUGGGAACCCUUUUCAAUGGUGCAAUUGCUGGUUUUGCGGCUUAUGUAAUUGGGUGGGGACUAAGGAAUGUGGCUGGAUUAGAAGAAGAAUAG
Messenger RNA from Lactuca saligna, 894 nucleotides. The record is from the annotation of a GenBank genome assembly. Lineage: Eukaryota; Viridiplantae; Streptophyta; Magnoliopsida; Asterales; Asteraceae.